Molecule: messenger RNA, 1000 nt
Organism: Zootermopsis nevadensis
Lineage: Eukaryota; Metazoa; Arthropoda; Insecta; Blattodea; Termopsidae
Source: RefSeq, a predicted model, not a curated record
GGACAUGACGAUGAGCAGACCAGCGUACAAGAUCGACACGGCCCAUCCAGGGUCGGAUCUGGCAGGAGAGACAGCGGCCGCCCUGGCUGCAGCUUCUCUCGUGUUUAAGAAAACGGAUCCCACAUACGCCAACACCCUUCUUACCCACGCCAAACAGCUUUUCGAUUUCGCCAACAAUUAUCGCGGCAAAUACAGUGACUCCAUCACCGAUGCACAGAGUUUCUACUCAUCCGGCGACUACAAGGACGAACUGGUGUGGGCGGCAGCAUGGCUGUACAGGGCAACCAACGACAACACCUAUCUGACCACCGCUGAACAACUGUACAAUGACUUCGGGAUCGGAUACUGGAAUGUUCCUUUCACCUGGGACGCAAAAUCGUCUGGAGCAGUGGCUCUACUGGCUCAGAUCACCGGCAAACAGACUUACAAAGAUUCACUGAAGUCAAUCUGCGACUCGCUCCUUUCUAGACAGAAGACACCAAAGGGUCUCACUUUCAUCGAUCAGUGGGGAUCUCUGCGGAUGGUUUCCAAUGCCGCCUUCAUCUGUGUCCAGGGAGCGGAUCUGGGCAUCAAUGCCGAUGCUUAUCGCCAAUAUGCCAAGCAGCAGAUCGGUUAUAUCCUGGGAGAUACUGGACGCAGCUUCGUUGUAGGGUACGGCACCAAUCCACCCACUCACCCACAUCACAGAUCCAGCUCUUGCCCCGACGCCCCAGCGGUGUGUGACUGGAACACAUACAACAGCGCCAGCCCCAACUUCCACGUCCUGACCGGAGCCUUGGUGGGCGGUCCUGAUAGCAACGACAACUACAAGGACGAACGCAGUAAUUACGUCUCCAACGAGGUCGCCACAGACUACAACGCCGCGUUCCAGGGUCUUCUGGCUUACUUGUUAAAAAAUAACCUGUAAUGUUAAGCGUCAGACCGUUUGUUGCUAUCCGAUGGAUGUUUUCACCAAAUGAAAUCAGCACUGUAAUAUCAAGACAGAAUAUGCAAUAAAAAA